AUGGUUGGAUCUGCAUUGACUUCUGUCGCUAUCGUCGGUGGCGGACCCGGAGGAUUAGGGACCGCGAUUGCUCUCUCAGAACUGCCGUUCCUAAAGGUGACACUGUAUGAGAAAAGCACAGAGCCCCGAGAAGCCGGUGCAGGAAUUAGCCUUAGCACGAAUGCGUGGAGAGUUCUGGAUUUACUUGGAGCGAGUGAUGGGGUUAAGGGAGGCUCCAAAUCUAACACACACCAAAGAAAUGCCUAUACAGGCAAGAUUUUGAACAUCACUCAGCAUCCUGAAAAUUCGGCUGCAGAUCCCCGCGGAUCAAUCCGUGCUCGCAGAACUCGGCUACAGUCAGCUCUCUUAUCGAGAGUGCCAAAGGGCUUGAUCCAAUUUGGAAAAAAGGUUGUAUCAUUGGAGAACCUUUCGGGCCAGGGAGUUCGUUUGGCUUUCCAGGAUCAAACGGAGGCGAUCGCAGACAUUGUCGUAGGAGCAGACGGGAUACAUUCUGUUGUUCGCAGGGCCUUGUUUCCUGAUCAUCAGUUGCACUUUACAGGCAACACUGCAUUCCGUGUACUGAUUCCGAAGUCCCAUCUGGCCCAUAUCCCGGACAUCACCACUACAACGUCAUGGUGGUGGGGCGAAGCUGGCCAUGUAUAUCUCUCAGAUGUUGAUGACGAAGAAGAGACCGAAGAUCCGCUUUUUGAAAUCACGGUUCGCUCCUAUUGUGAGCCUGAGGUCCCGGGGAAGACGGUAUUCUGGGGUGUCCCUGCAAGCAACGAGAAAGUGGGAUCUCGUGUUGAGACAUUCGAUCCAAGAAUAAGAGACGCGAUAAGCGCGGUGACUGAAGGGGAAUGGAGAGAGUUUGCAACAUUCGCUGGGCCACGCCUGAACAAGAUCACAGAUUGGGAUAAAGUGGCACUUAUCGGGGAUGCUAGUCACCCUCUUUCGGGUAAGUUCAUCUGUCAUAAUUUAGCGCGUUUGGAUCUGGGGACGUUCGCCAUGGAAGAUGGUUGGAUACUGGCCCGCGCGCUUGAGCUUACGCGAUUUGCAUCUCGACCGACACGGGACGCUCUGGGGAUCUUUGAACAGAUUCGGUCGCCAUACUAUGCCAAGAUGUAUCAGCAUCUAGACGACAUCGGUGAUAAAAUCCAACAACUUCUAGCAGAAGCAAAGGAUUUUGAUGUCAUUCUGCAAGCCAAAAUUGACACUUUCCUCUAUGGAGACAAGGAUUUCAUUUAUCAAAAUGACAUUAAGAAAGUCUGGGAAGACUAUCUUCCAGCGGAGCAGACGGAGUUGUAG
Penicillium mononematosum is the source of this 1284-nucleotide messenger RNA. RefSeq lists its product as uncharacterized. Lineage: Eukaryota; Fungi; Ascomycota; Eurotiomycetes; Eurotiales; Aspergillaceae. Gene Ontology annotation, molecular function: FAD binding; monooxygenase activity. The transcript has 6 exons. The record is from RefSeq and is a predicted model, not a curated record. Bases 1 to 1284 code for a protein of 427 amino acids.